This is a messenger RNA of Drosophila serrata, 897 nucleotides long. RefSeq names its product Enhancer of split m7, helix-loop-helix (gene E(spl)m7-HLH). Gene Ontology annotation, biological process: regulation of DNA-templated transcription. Gene Ontology annotation, molecular function: DNA binding; protein dimerization activity. NCBI's taxonomy places the organism in Eukaryota, Metazoa, Arthropoda, Insecta, Diptera, Drosophilidae. The record is from RefSeq and is a predicted model, not a curated record.
CGUCGUGCAGUCCACAUCUCAGGAGUAACUUCUCCCAAGAGUUCCGAGUUCUUCUCAAGUUAACAAGAAAACAAAUCACAAAAACCGCAUCGCAAUGGCCACCAAAUACGAGAUGUCCAAGACCUAUCAGUACCGCAAGGUGAUGAAGCCCCUGCUGGAGAGGAAGCGCCGCGCCAGGAUCAACAAGUGCCUGGACGAGCUCAAGGACCUGAUGGCCGAGUGCGUGGCCCAGACCGGCGAUGCCAAGUUCGAGAAGGCCGAUAUACUGGAGGUCACAGUGCAGCAUCUGAGGAAGCUGAAGCAGGCCAAAGUGCAGCCCAAAGCUGAUCCCGAGCAGAGUUUCCGCGCCGGCUACAUUCGGGCAGCCAACGAGGUCUCCCGCGCCCUUGCCUCCCUGCCACGUGUGGAUGUGGCCUUUGGCACUACUUUGAUGACCCAUCUGGGCAUGCGCCUCAACCAAUUGGAACAGCCCAUGGAACAGGCUUUGGCCGUGAACACACCACUCUCCAUCAUCUGCGGCUCCGGCUCCAGCUCCAUCUCCAACUCGAGUGCCAGCUCCUGCUCCUCCAUCAGCCCCGUGUCCAGCGGCUAUGCCAGCGACAACGAAUCCCUGCUGCAGAUCAGCAGCCCUGGACAAAUGUGGCGUCCCUGGUAAACAUCCAGCAUCCUGGAAUCCAGACACAUAACUUCCACCUUCGGGCAAUCGCGCAAUGGAACUGCAGCUUUAGAAAAUGCUUUACAAUGAUCCUCAUUUAUUUGUUACGUUACCAAGUUUUAGGUUUCUAAGUUAAGUCUGUGAUAGGGCACGCUUUAUACACUUUUGUCAGAAAUCAAUCGAGCAAAAGUCUGUUUUAAUUCUACUUUAAUACAAAUGUUUACCAGCUAAGAGAUCUCAGA